AUGGUCGCCAUGUCCAAGAUAUCGGCCUUUGCCACAGGAGCAGCUGCGGUGACUGCAGCGACGGCCUUCGUAGCGCCACAGACGGCCAGGCAGUCGACGCAGCCAACGCUCCGAGGCACUCAGCAGAGGUCCGCCGCAGGGACCAGCGCAGCAGGCGUUAGCCUUGGCCUUGGAGCCAUGGGCCUGGCUGCGGCCCUGGUGCGCCCGGCGCUGCCGGCGGUGCGGGCGGGCGUCGUGCGCUGCGCCUACGACGCCUCCGGCGAGAUUGGUGCAUGCGACCCUCUGCUGUUCUGGGACCCAGUCGGCUACUGCCAGGUUCCGCUGGAGGGAUGGCUUCAGGUCCUGCUGGUGGCGGGGCUCAUUGAGACGCAGCUCUUCAAGGAUCAGUCCUUCGGAGGCUUUGCCUAUGGCAAGUACGGGGCAGAGCCGGGCAACUUCGGCACUGGCUACUGGGGCAGGAAGAUCCAGGACCCAGCCGAGCGUCGGCUGAAGCUGACCACCGAGCUGAACAACGGGCGGCUGGCAAUGAUUGCCAUGGCCGGGAUGCUGAUCCAGAAUGGCCUCACCGGCCAGUCCCCGAUCGAGCAGCUGCAGGCUGGCCACUACUCGCCCUUCAACGAUGGCCAGGGCUUCUUCGCCUUCGACCCUUCCCAGGAGCUCGGCGCCUGCCCUCCCCUGGGCUACUGGGACCCCUUUGGCAUGAUGGCGUUCCAGGACGAGGAGAAGUUCCGCCGCAACCGCGAGCUGGAGCUGAAGCACGGAAGGAUCUGCAUGGCCGCCACCAUCGGCAUGAUCGUGCCUGACCUCUUUGGCCGUUUUGGUGGCUACCUCUCACCCAGCGCAGGCCUCAAGUUUUCGGACAUCCCCUGCACUAUUGAGGCCAUCUACAAGGUCCCGACCUUCGGCUGGUUGCAGAUCUUUGCUCUGGCCGGCGCCAUCGAAGCCAAGAACCAGGCCUUCCCAGAGAAUUAUGGCUAUCCUCCCUUCUGGGGUCGGAUCAACACCCUUGAGCCGGAGGAGAAGCAGAAGAAGCUCUUGGCGGAGAUCAACAAUGGACGUUUGGCGAUGGUUGCCAUGGCCGCCAUUGUGGCACAGAACGGUGCCACCGGCCAGUCCCUUGUCGAGCAGUUCACCACAGGAAAUCUGAACCCCUUCGUGGGUGGCUAUGCUCAGCGCGAGGCCUCGGAUCGCCUGGCGCUGCGUGCUGAGUUCGGCUCCGGCGCAGGCAAGUCCACGGCCCUCCCGUGGGACCCCAUCCCGGAGGGCCUCACCAACGACAUCUUCAACCCGGUCUACGUGGGCGACGUGGGCUUCGACCCUGCAGGCCGGCAUGCGCUGGCAUGCGCCGGCAUGGUUCGGAACAUUUCGGAACGUAAGAGAGGCUUCGCCAAGAACCAGCGACUGCUGCCUUGGUAUCGUGAAGCCGAGCUUGCGCACGGCCGCGUUUGCAUGCUGGCAGUGCUCGGCUACACCGUGCAGACUGCUGGCGCCAAGUUCGAGCCCUUCAUCACCCGCUACCCGACGGACUCGGCGGACCCCCUGAAGGCGGCUACGCAGGUGCCCAUCAUCGGCUGGCUCCAGAUCAUCGUCGUGAUCGCCCUGUCUGAACUGUGGCGCUACGAGAACGCUUCUGGGCAGCAGAUGGAUCAGACUGUCAUUAGCAAGUACUCUCAGGGAGUCCAGCCUGGAGACCUCGGCUGGAACCCGACCGCUCCCGUGAGCCCAGAGAAGCCCUUACUCUUGACACUGGAUGGCACGCCACGGUCGCCACGCAUGAGGUUCGGGCCGACCUUCACCGCCGCGUACCAGCCGGAGGAGUGGAACAACAUGAAGUUGCGGGAGAUCAAGCACUGCCGUUUGGCCAUGGUGGGGUUCUUCUUCAUGGUGCUCCGAAACGCAUCCACAGGCGAAGGGCCGUCGCUGCUGCCGAACUUGGCGGCGGCAGAGUUCCAGUCUUCCGUCGGCGACUUCAUUCCCAGGGACAUCUGA
Symbiodinium natans is the source of this 1989-nucleotide messenger RNA. The record is from the annotation of a GenBank genome assembly. NCBI's taxonomy places the organism in Eukaryota, Dinophyceae, Suessiales, Symbiodiniaceae.